Molecule: messenger RNA, 3597 nt
Organism: Vitrella brassicaformis
Lineage: Eukaryota; Vitrellaceae
Source: the annotation of a GenBank genome assembly
GCCCUUUUAAUUGCACGGCCGCCUCCCCUGCCGAUGCACUUACGAAUCUCCCAUCCACUCAGUGACUCACUGGCAUGCAGGCCGACCCCCGACACACAUCGAUAAACAGUCAAUCGAGCGCCCUGAGAUGGAAUGAAACGCAAGCCAAUCAAUGCGCUGCGCAGCCACCGGGCUGCCAGGGGUCAUCAACCCGACAAGUGCCGAGCCCGAACAUCGAGCAACCCCGCAGGCCGGGGUCGCUCGAUAUUCGACAAGGACCCCGGUCGGGAGGACGACUUGGCAAGCCAUCGACAGCGCGCGUCUGUCUGUCUGUCUGACUUAUGAGGAUGCCCACACCAUUUAUCACGGUAGCCAUCCAUCCGUGUCGGCAAAGAAGCAGCCAGCAAUGCCAAAACUGGAUCAACAAAGGGGUGAAUGAAUGAAUGAAAGUAUGCUCUCUCAAAAACAGGUGUGUUGCUGCAUGGGUGUGUGUAUGUGUGUAUGUGUGUGUAUGUGUGUGUGGAUGGAUGGAUGGAUGGAUGGACGCCGUCGGUAGGUAGGUACACAGGCAUACACUUGCCUGCCUUUGCGGCCACCCACCCAAUCUCUCACUCACUCAAGUCUCGCUACCCCCCGCAUCAACCCGAUCUGACUCCCCCUCCCCUCCCCGCCAGACAGAGCAAACACAUCGAAUUCACCUUCACAUCAAUUUCGGAAUACUUGCCAGCCACCACGUACCCAUCCCCCCCGCACACACAUCCAUCCAUCCAUCAUGCAUUCGGUGCAGGUGGAGGGUUGUUUCACCCUCCCUCCUGUCCUGCACACCAGCACCUUUCGCCAUCCUGCCUGCCUGCCUCCCAUUGCCCAAUCUUGUACGAUAGGUACGGUAGGUACGGACCACGCCAGGCCACUAUGCGCGCACGCACCUGUACAAAAACAGGGGGGCUCAAAAACAACUUCGUUAUCCAUUCAGUCAAAUAAACACCCACACCCUCACACACACAACCAUAGCCAGCCAGUCACAUCACGCAAAAGAGGGGAAGCCGCCGCCCUGCCCCUGCUGUGUUGACGACGAGGGCUGGCCGUACAUCUGCUGCUGCUGCUGCUGCUGCUGUGUGCCUGCGCCCAUGCCGAGUGCCUGCAUUUGGUUGUUGAUGCUGUUGAGGGUGUUGGCCGCCUGGAAGGCCGUGUUGACCUGCUGCAUGGGGGGUGGGCCACUGUAGCCCAGCUGACGCGUGGUCGGCGUACCUGACAAUGGUCAACACACAUGGCAAGAGGGAGAAUGAAUGGUCCAUCGAUUGUCUGUCUGUCUGUCCGUCUUGGCUGCUUACUGAGUGCUGGGUAUGAGCUGCUCUGCUGCCCCUGCUGUUGCUGGCCCCCUCCGAGUCCCCCCAUCCCCCCCGCCAUGCCCAUCACACUCCCCAGUUGGCUUUGGAUACCCUGCGUGUGCUUCGCCAACUGGCUCAAGUCACUGGCCACCGACUGAUGCUGCUGGCGGGUGUUGGCGGGGUCCCAGCCUGGCCGCGUCUCUGUGCCAUAGGCGUCAUUGGGUUCGGGGAUGGGUGAGGGCUCCAGCUGGGGCGAGGGGGAAUGGUACGCCGGUGGCUGCUGCUGCUGCUGCUGUUGGUAUGACGAGAGGUUGGGGUAGCUUGAUGGAUAGGUCGUAGCGCCAUACUGCUGCUGCUGCUGCUGCUGCUGGUGCUGGUAAGAGUGCUGGUGGUGCGACGGUGACGUGUUACCAUAUGCGAGGGAAGCCGAUGUCUGUGUCUGUGUCAGGUUGGGGUAGCUCGAGUGGUCGCCAUACGCGGAUUGGGCGUGGUGCUGCACGGCCGUUGGGGGAGCGUACGUCUGGUGCUGAUUUUGCUGUUGGGGCGAGGUGGGCGACGCAUAGCCGUAGCCGCCAUAGCCGUUCUGCAGGGAGAACUGCGAGUUGGGCUGCGGCUCCGGCUGUGGCUGGUAGGCGCUUCCCCCCUGGAAAGGAUUCGCAAACACAUCCUCGCCACCGCCGCCACCACCCGCACCCCCGAAGCUCAUCAUCUCAGGGAAAGGGUUGCCCGCCGAGCCGUUGAAGAAGUCCUCUUGCUGCUGCUGCUGCUGCUGCUGGUGCUGCUGAUGUUGUUGGUGAUGGUAUUGGUGCUGCUGCCUGGCGUGUUCUUGUGGCGAAGAGGACCAGCUGUUGGCUGAGGGGAGGGGCGGCUUGGGGGAGGAUGCCGGCGAUGACGAGUAGAGGUUGUUCUUGAGGUCGGUGAUGGAGCUGCUGGAGGAGUGGAAGGGGUAGCUGUUGCCUGGCGCACUCGGGAGCGGCAGGCUCGUACGCCGAGAUGGGACGCCCCGCCGAGACUGGAUGACAGCAUAGCACAGGACACGAGGUGAGGCGUGAUGCGGUGUGUAUGGCUAUCUAUGUCUGGGCGUCGAGUCCACUAAUGUGUGUACCGUACCCACCAGGUUGAGCUCUCUGUUGAAGGUGGUGUCCUUGAUCUGCUGCAUCGGCCCCUCGAGCUUGCGCAGGUACUCACCCAACUCAACAAACAGGCCCAUCGUCGUCCCUGCAGCGUGUGUGCACAGACAGCACUCACACAUGGCAUGGCCCCCUCCCUCCCUCCUUCUCUCUCUCUCUCUCUCUCUCUCUCUCUCCCAUGGCUGUCGACCUACCGAGCAUCUUGGUGAUGACGGGCUUUGUGUCGCUGAACUUGGUGGACAGCACGCCCUCCAGCUCGCUGCGACAGACGUCGUCCAUGCGGGAGAACUCGUGUGAGCUGUUGCCCAUCUUCUUCUCGUUCCUGGCCAGCUUCUCCAUCUGCUUGGCGCUCUCCGCCCGCCCGGCCGCCCGCACCCUGUCCCUGUUGCAUUUGAGGUUGUCGAGCUUCUUGUCGUAGUGCACCUUGGUGUUCCACGCCCUGUCCCUCUCGACCAUCUUGCGCUCCACCUCUCGGAUCUUGACGAGCAGCUCGUCGUUGGCCGUCUUGAGAGCCUCGAGGUCGGGCCGCAUUCUGUCCUUCUGCCGGGUGAAGACCUGCAGGAUGUCGCUCACGUGCACCGCCGCGCCGCGAUAGGGACAGUCGUCCUGCAAUGGCGUGGCGACAACAGAGACAGACAGACAAACAGACAGACAGACGGACAGGCAGUGUGGUUCGGUUUACUGCCAGCCUGUCUGUUCUGUUGUUUGUCGGUUACUUACCGUGUAGAAGUGCUCCAGAACAUGCGAUAGAUCACCAUACAGCUCCUCCAUCCCUGCAGAAACCGGAAACCGCACACACAAAACAACAAAACAAACACCAAAUCACACACUUGGCUCUACGCCACGCCGGCGGCCAGCCCCUUCACAAACACACAGACCCACACCACGCACCAUUCAUCAUGGCGCCGAACUUGCCGAUAAACCGCUCAAACGCAGCGGCGAAUUUGUCAUAUUCCUCGAGCUCCGCCCUUUCCCUCUCGAUGUCGUCGCCCUCCACCCGUUUUGGCUUGAUGCCCAUCACAUCUCGGAAGCCCUCCUUCAGCUUCUCCAUGCCCAUGCUCCCUCAACAAGACGGUCUUGAACCCACGGGGAGAACGUUCCGGCGAACGUUUCGAAUCUGCGAGCUUAGCUUGACAACACUUCCCCUCCGCACAGAACGG